AUGCAAAAACAACGGUGGUACAUAGCGGAUAAUGGGGUAUAUUCUAAGUUGAUAUCAGUUAUGGGAAAAAAGGGCCAAACUCGGAUGGCCAUGUGGCUUUUUUCUGAGAUGCGUAAUAGUGGUUGUAGGCCUGAUACGUCAGUCUACAAUGCACUGAUCACUGCCCACCUUCACUCCCGGGAUAAAUCCAAGGCGUUGGCCAAGGCUCUGGGGUACUUCGACAAGAUGAAGGGAAUGGAGCGUUGUAAACCCAGUGUUGUGACAUAUAACAUUCUUUUGCGAGCUUUUGCUCAGGCAAAAAAUGUUGAUCAGGUUAAUGUUUUGUUUAAAGAUCUGAAUGAGAGCAUUAUGGCCCCAGAUAUCUUCACAUUUAAUGGUGUGAUGGAUGCCUAUGGGAAAAAUGGGAUGAUAAGGGAAAUGGAACUGUUUCCCAUCGAUUCCUCCACUUACAAACUUCUUUACAAAGCCUAUACUAAAGCUGACAUGAAGGAACUACUACAGAAAUUGUUGACGUGUAUGGACAGAGAUGGCAUUAUCCCGAACAAAAGGUUUUUCCUCGAUGCUUUGGGUGCCAUUGGGUCUUCACCUGAAAACCAAAAGUCAGCAGACAGACAGACUGUUCAAAGGCAUAGUGAUGUCUGGAUGGAUCUCAUAUGUCUUUUUAUCUAUCUGUGUCUAUGCUGA
This is a messenger RNA of Fraxinus pennsylvanica, 684 nucleotides long. Lineage: Eukaryota; Viridiplantae; Streptophyta; Magnoliopsida; Lamiales; Oleaceae. The record is from the annotation of a GenBank genome assembly.